GGGAUGUUUUGUCUCAACUCUGCCUUCCUCUGUCAAGAUUCUUGCUUAGAUUGACUGCUUUCAGGAAGUGAUUUUUCGCGGUUUUCAGAGCUAAGCCUCAACUACUAAUCAUUUCAUGCAGAAAACCACAUUUUAAGAGAGCAUUGCACUUCGGGCGCUCUGAAAGAUUAACCAGCUCAGAGAUGCCUCGCUCCUUCCUGGUGAAGAGUAAGAAGGCGCACAGUUACCACCAGCCCCGCAGUUUAGAGGAUGACUACAGCAGACUGGACACUAUACUGGCGCACAUAUGCUCAGAAGCAGAUAAGCUCCCAGACGAGGCGGACAUGUCAACGGACAUGUCGGUGGACAUGUCGGUGGACCGGUACGGUUUCUCUCCGGACUCUCACCUGGCUGACGCUGCUCAUUUCUCCCCGAAAUCCCCGCUGAGCUGCGCCGACAGUGUGUGCGCUCGCUCGGACUACGAAGACUUCUGGAGGCCUCCGUCCCCCUCUGCAUCACCGGUUGAUUCUGAGAAAUCGUUGUCCCCCCUGGUGGAUGAGAUCCAGCCCUUCACCGUUCCCUUCCGGCCGUACACGUGGAGCAGCUACCCGGGGCCGAGGCUGAGGCCCCUGAUGCAGCAGAGCCUCCAUCCGGACGUGGAGGUGGACGGAGGCCCGGCGGCGAUGGCCUUUUACGGGGACAGGAGCACCGUGUACGCAGACCGGGCUCUGGGAGAGGAGACCUACAGCGAGUACCGGAGGCAAGCUGCUGCUGCUCUGAUGUUUCCCGAGAGAGGCCUGCACGGGAAAAGCCACGAUGUUAAGGCCCCGUCUGACCUGCUGUGUUCCAGUCUGAUCCUAAACGGUGCUUACAAGUGUGUCGAGUGCAGUAAGGUAUUUUCUACACCGCACGGUUUGGAGGUGCAUGUCCGCAGAUCUCACAGUGGUACUCGGCCGUUUGCGUGUGAAAUCUGCGGUAAAACAUUUGGACACUCAGUCAGCCUCGAGCAACACAAAGCUGUACACUCGCAGGAAAGAAGUUUUGACUGCAAAAUAUGCGGUAAAAGUUUUAAGAGGUCGUCGACUUUGUCGACGCAUCUGCUCAUCCACUCUGACACUCGGCCCUACCCCUGCCAGUACUGCGGAAAGAGGUUCCACCAGAAAUCAGAUAUGAAGAAACACACGUUCAUUCACACAGGUGAGAAACCGCACAAGUGCCAGGUGUGCGGGAAAGCGUUCAGCCAGAGCUCCAACCUCAUCACACACAGCAGGAAACACACCGGAUACAAACCUUUCGGCUGCGACCUCUGCGGCAAAGGUUUCCAGAGAAAAGUGGAUCUGCGGAGACACAAAGAGACGCAGCACGGACUGAAAUGAAGCGUUCAAGAGCCGCGCUCACCGCGCACACCAUGUCAUAUAAUCCCUGUCUUUAUUUUGAAAAAAAAAAACGAGAGGAGAAAUCUGACAAAGACAUAAGACAUUACGCUUGAGGACAGUUUCUGGAUCAAGAUUCACUUUGAUCCACUUUUAGCUUCGUAAAAACUUCAUAUGAAAGUGCAUUGAAAUUUAUAGCUAUAUAAUUUAUUCUAAUGAGGAAAACGAAUACCUAACGACUUGUUUGCAGUGCGGAGACAUCGGCAACACUACCUAUAAUACAAACCUUCUGCAGAUUGUUCUAAAGGUCCAGAAAACCAGAGAUAAGCUGCGAACUGUAAGAAAUGCAGAUCAGAUAUGAUGAAGCGUGAUAAACUCAUUUAUCAUGUUUAUAUGUCGACUGAUAUGAAUCAGCUUUAGAGGGCAUUACACCCAAAAUAUUUGUACUCACACUUAAAUAACCGGAUCGACAAUAAAGCUACCAAGAAGCAGUGAUGGAAAUCUGCGUUUCUCCAAAGAACAGAGAGGCAUUUUGUUUUCAGUUCGAAGCUGCUGGCAAAACAGCCUGAGCCUUUCUCACCAUGCUGGCAUCUUACACUUUUACAUUUUGCACAUUUUUUUUGUCAUUUUAGUCGUUUACAAUAUGAAUUACAUUUUUUUCAGGCUAUUUUAUUUUCUGGUUGGUUUAAGAGAAAUUAAAACUGCAAUAAUAAACUCCAAUAGUGAAACAUGAAAUGAGAAGAUGACUUCUUUUUUUUCCAAAUGACAGAAACGGAGGGAGUGAAUAAAACCGGUGGUUUAGAUCAGACUGCUCAUCAGUUUCACCACAAACACCUAAAUGAAAGAGCUUGUUUCUUUUCUCACACUCUCUGUAGCCUUGACGCCAUUUAUUGUGUGUAUAGUAUUCAUAAUAUAUCAGAAAAUAUUGCAAUUUAUUUGUACAUUAUAUUUUUUACAACUUUAUUAUUAUUAUUAUUAUUAUUAUUAUUUCAAUUAGUAACGGAUUGUGCUAGUUUAAUGUCGUUAUGAAUUAUUUCUCAUUGCGCUUGUGCAGCAAUUGAGUUUUGAAAGUAAAGCGCUUCAUUAUAACCUUCCACCCACGAAACAAAACUAACAAACUAAUAAUAAUAAAUGAGCCAAUAAGAUCUUUGUUUUCUGACGUGUUUAUGAAGAGGAAUUAAAGCUUUAGGCUGAUGUUGGACAUUUAAGCAUCUUGCUGCUGUGAUUGGGAUUGCCCAGAGGCUACCGCAGCUCCUGUUUGUUUUGACCACUGCAGCCAUGUGUUUGAACCUUAAACAGUCUGAGCUGAUUUAACCGUUAACCAGAUGCUUUUUACCCUCAUGGCUGUUAUUAAAAAAAGAAAAAAACAAAAAAAACAAAACAAAACGAGUUUUGGCAGAAAGCUGGCAGCGCAUGCAGCAGCUGUGCUCCUCUGGGGGAUUGGUGCAGAGAAAGUAGUUUAAAAUAGAUUCUUUUUGUUUGACAUUAUUAAUAAUUUUGCUGAAUUGUUAAGUUAGUGAUGAGCAGAAAUUGAUCUCACAUGGGGCCUGUGGGUAGAUUCAUUUGGAUGUGCAGUUUGAAACUAUCAGGAAAAAAUAGUCAUAUUGAGACACUGGCAGUAAAGACACAGAGUUUACAGCAAAUGAAAGACACUACCGGUAUAUAAAUCCUUAUGACAGACAGUGACACACAGUGUGAUGGUAAAUAAAAAGGUGUGAUUUCCAUUUAGUCAUCAUCAGAACAUAAUAAACUCAUGAAAACCAAUCAAUUUACUCAUGAGAAAUGAGUUUCCACUCUAGAUAGCAUUAUUUUCAUAUAACUUCCAUCACAUGGAUGAAACAGCUGGCUGAGACUUUAUACACUGCAUCACUGAUACUGUCAGAUUAAUCACUUGCCUAACUUACCGUCUCAUCUUUAUUACUCUAACACGGCAAAAGAGAAAAAAAAGAGGAACAAUCAGUUAGUCGUCUUCCCUCAACAUUGAUUGAAAUCACUGACUCACAAAGAUUUUCUAUGCCUCACUUCCCCCAAAAUCGUACAACAUCCAGGCCUGCGAAAAUACUGAAUAUUUUAAGCCCCCAGAUGAACAGACUAAAGGGGAACAGGAAAAGGCGAGCUCAUUUGAAGCUGGAGGGAUGGCGAUGUAAUGCAAGACUUACUGGAGCUGUGCACCUUGGUGCUGCGUGGCAGGGAGAGAGCCACGUCAUUUGUUCUCUUGAGAUGUAAAUACAUUACAUGUGGAAAAAGCUCAUAUACUUUUAUUUCUAAAAUUAGUUAAAAUUACAUGUGCACAAAGUGUCAUUUCAAAGAGUGGCUCACCUAACAGGAAAUCUGCAGACUAUAAAGGAAAUUGCUGCAAGCGUCACAGAUAAAUCACUUAGACAAAUGCUGCUGUCUAAAAACGGGUACGCGCACUGCUCAGGCUGAUGUUGAAUCACAGCACAGGGGAAUUUCCUCCUGUUGGAAUGAAGAGUUUGUCGUUAAGUGCCUUUAACACUCUGAGGCAGCCUCAAGCCACCAGCAUGACCACGACUCUCAGCAGUAACGGACAAGUGGGUCAUCUUAGGUGUGAUGUCUCAUCGCUGUGCAGAGCGGGCAGACAUCAACUGAACUUUGGACAUCAAACUCCUCUCAUAACUUUUUUAUGCCUCUUCUUUAAAACGACAGCUUGUUAUUUAGAAACUGAGCGAUUUGUUUGUCUCGUAAGGUGUUGCAUGAUUCCCUCUGAGAGAAGCUCCUCAAGCACAAUCUCAGAAAGAGGCUUUUCAAGCAAAAAUCUUCAAACAAACCAUUAGGCUGACCAGAUUUCCUCCAAGGGCAGGGGUGGAUUUUUUUUAAAGCAUUACCCCACUGCCCCGAGGCAUAUCAAAUAUGAAUAGAAUAUGGCUCGAUCGAUCGGGGUGGGCGAGUAAUCAGAGCAUUGCAGUCUAAAAGGCUCAAAUCUUGGCCUGCAUCUUGGUCCAGAAGUGCACGCAAACACACUCAAGGAAUAUGUGCAACACUCACACACACACACACAUACACACAUCUGUGCACACAACCACACGUUUGUACACACAGAGGUAGUGGAAUUAAUUCCUCUUGACAGACACAGUUGUGCAAUUAGAAAGUUCAGAAUUCUGGGUUUCGUGGUUUUUGGAUGAUUCAUUAUUAAUCUGAAAUUAAACAUGAAUUAUAAAAGAGGGAUUUUAGAAGCACAUUGGUGUUUGAUUUUUCUGUAUCUUCCACAGUUUAAAUAAACUGCGUAAAUUCCAAAUCUGGACUAAAACAAGAAUAUCUGUAAUGGGUUUUACUGUCAGAUACCUGUGACAGGGCCUGUUGUCUCAAACGACUGUAGAGAAGAGUUUAGAUUAUUCAAGAAAUACUUUAAUAUAACAUUUUUUUUGCUAUGUAAAGACACAAAAUUUUGAAAUGGAACAUGAAAAUUGUUGAAGAGACAUUACUCAGCAAGCUGCAACAGCUUUUGAAACCAGACUCCAUCUCCUGAUUUACAAAUAUGAUAUGUGGCCUGACGGAGUGAAGGAGAGAAUCAGAUCAAAACAUCAUAUGCGAUACCGUUUAAAAAGAAAGCAAAGAUCAAGAUCACAAACACGCAGCUGACAAGCAUCAAUAUCUGGAAUCAGCAACAUCUGCUUAAUAUGCUCAUGAGAGAAGACAGAGAGGACACUUUCAUGAAGAGAGAGUCAAUGUGAUUGUUCCCCCUGAGGGUGAGCGGGCCUGUUGUGUAUAUUGUGAUAAUAAUGUGGCGCUUGCUCUCACGCUCUGUUCAGCAGAUUUCACACAGGUUUCACAGAUACAUAGAGAGAUAAGAUGAGAGGGACACAGAAUUUCAAAGAGCAAGCUUCGGAGAAAAAGCACUGAUUAAUAUGCUCUUGUGUGGGGACGAUAACAAGAGCUUCCUGGAAGAUGAAAAGAUAUUAAAUAAACUGAUGACUGUUUUCAUACCCUCUGCAUACACACUUCGUUUGGGAAAGUUUUCUGCAUCAGAGAGACUUUUAUUCUCACCUGUCCCCUCCCCAGUUGACACGCCAACUAAGCCAGGACAGAUGAAGAGAGGCCGGGCUCAUAUAGGACACAGCUCUUUUGUUGCAGAGGCUUAUUCAUUAUUCACCUGAUCUGAAAAACAGACUGCAAACCUUCUGCACAGCUGUCAUCAAGCAACAAGGCGUAGACACAAAUUAUUCAUGACUCUGGAAAGAAAAGGCAGCAGAAUGAGAGGAAAAUAAUAACAAGAGACACCAGUGAGGCAGCUGACGGGCUGAACACGUGUGGGGAGAGUCGGGCCUCUUCGGGCUGACAAGCCUCCUCCUGGAGCGCCAGCCGCGGCUACAACACGCUUCCCCUGCCUGCCUGGACCGCUUUGACACACCUACUGACUUUUACACUGUAGCAUGAAACAAGGAUGCAAAUGUGUGUUUAUGACUUUUAUAUUGUUUAAGAGAUUUUUUCCCCAUUAAUAAGCCCAUUUAUCUCAAGUUUAUGUUUCAACAGUAAUCAGUAAGUGACGUAGUUUAGUAUCUCCUCAUGUCUUAAGCAACUCUUCUUAAGGUGUGAGGUAUCUAGUCAAUGCUCUUUUCACCUGCCUUAAUCAAAACGUUUUAGACAGGUACGGAUUGCACAAAACUCUGCCACAGGGCUCUUAACUGAAACUUAGACAUGGGAUCAUAUUACACCUGUUUUAGCUUCUCUACGCUGGCUGCCUGUUUGUUCCAGAAUUGAUUUUAAAGUUGUAACUUUUAAAGCACCUAGCCACAUUACUGAACUGUUAAAGGUCCAGUGUGUAAGAUUUAGUGGGAUCUAGAAGAAC
This is a messenger RNA of Thunnus maccoyii (southern bluefin tuna), 6159 nucleotides long. It is a transcript of the gene gfi1ab, whose product is annotated as growth factor independent 1A transcription repressor b. Gene Ontology annotation, biological process: regulation of transcription by RNA polymerase II. NCBI's taxonomy places the organism in Eukaryota, Metazoa, Chordata, Actinopteri, Scombriformes, Scombridae. The transcript has 7 exons. Gene Ontology annotation, cellular component: nucleus. Gene Ontology annotation, molecular function: DNA-binding transcription factor activity, RNA polymerase II-specific; RNA polymerase II cis-regulatory region sequence-specific DNA binding. Bases 183 to 1355 code for a protein of 390 amino acids. The record is from RefSeq and is a predicted model, not a curated record.